AUGUCGUUCAACGUACUAGCAGAUUACUUGGUGAUAAACGACCGCGUAAACGAACCCGCCAAACGUCAUCAGAAAUACGACACUCGCCUGAUGAGAGAAAUCUCGCGCUGGUCGCCGCAUAUCGUGAAUCUGCAGGAGGUGGAUCAUUUUGAAGACUUUUUCGAGCCAAAAAUGAAGAACGCGGGCUUUGUGGGUGUUUAUAAAAGAAGAACGGGUGAGAAGACACACGACGGCUGCGCGAUCUUCGUGAGAAAGAGCAUGUUCCGCAUCGUAUCCUCGCACCCGAUCGAGUACCACGUGCCAGACCAUCCUGUGCUAGACAGAGACAACAUUGCAUUGACCGCAGUGUGGGAAACAAGAGCUGCAAAGCAACUCGAGUCAACGAAAAUGAUCGAACUCGUCACCACGGAAAUGGUACUGCAUUUGGCAAGUUUAUCAGUGACCGAGCUCAACGAAGUGAUUUUCGCGUUUACAAACUCAACACGGUCUACUCUCAUGAGGUGA
This is a messenger RNA of Phytophthora infestans T30-4, 504 nucleotides long. RefSeq lists its product as uncharacterized. The transcript has 6 exons. The coding region runs from base 1 to 504 and encodes 167 amino acids. Gene Ontology annotation, molecular function: 3'-5'-RNA exonuclease activity. NCBI's taxonomy places the organism in Eukaryota, Oomycota, Peronosporomycetes, Peronosporales, Peronosporaceae. The record is from RefSeq and is a predicted model, not a curated record.